Molecule: messenger RNA, 687 nt
Organism: Closterium sp. Naga37s-1
Lineage: Eukaryota; Viridiplantae; Streptophyta; Zygnematophyceae; Desmidiales; Closteriaceae
Source: the annotation of a GenBank genome assembly
AUGGACACAUUCCGCGGCGCCGUGGACGCCGUCGCGGCGAUCUUGCGCCGCGUGCUGUUGCGCGAUCCGAGCAACCGGCGCGAGGCGUGCACGUGGCUCGCGGCGCUAAUCGGUCGCGUGCAGCUCCCGCCCGCGCUGCGCCGCGCGCUUGUCUGCCAGCUCGUGGCGCGCAGCGGAUCGCUCGACCCUGGCGCCUCUGACCGCUCGCUGCUGCGCCAUCUGCUGUGUGAGGAAAGGCCGAACGAUCUCCUCCCCUCCCCCCGCUGCUCCCAACCCCAAACCCCUCCAACCAAUCCUCACCGCAUUCUCUUGUGGUUCGACCAUUUCAGUAUGGGGCCUGGCAGUCAAGGGGGCAGAUGGGGGGAAGAGGGGGAGAGGAGCAGGGAACAGCAGAGACCAAGCGCCUAUGCUGCUACUGCCUAUGCUGGUUCUGGUUCUGGUUCGGCCCACACCAAGUUGGCAGGGUCGGCAGCAGCUGGUGAAGCUCUGCAGCGGAACAGUCCAGGUUCGGGCCGGCUUGUCUUGCCGACCCGCGCUCUGGUUCGGAACCACAGGGGAAGUGGGGCUGGAGGGUGUUGGUCGGGGGGUGUGGCGAUGGGCGCAGGGGAGGAGAUGGGAGGAAGGAAGAGGGGCGGACAGGAGGGGGGAUGGGAGGAAGAGAGAGGACGAGAGGGAGAGGGGGGAUGA